Molecule: messenger RNA, 1531 nt
Organism: Pyrenophora tritici-repentis Pt-1C-BFP
Lineage: Eukaryota; Fungi; Ascomycota; Dothideomycetes; Pleosporales; Pleosporaceae
Product: Asparaginase
Cellular component (GO): cytoplasm
Molecular function (GO): asparaginase activity; beta-aspartyl-peptidase activity
Source: RefSeq, a predicted model, not a curated record
AUGGUAACCACCUCAUCACCCAAGCACGAUACCCACCCCAUCACCAGUCAACAUGUCAAACCGCGGAUCAUCAUCCACGGCGGCGCAGGUAACAUAACACGCACAUCCAUCCCCCGAGACCAAUACGAUGAAUACCGUGCGUCUCUUCUCAGCAUCCUCUCCAAAGCAACCGCACAGCUCUCAGUUCCGGGAGCAACAGCACUAGACGUCGCCACAUACGCCGUCACGCUCCUCGAAAACGACCCAUUAUACAACUCGGGAAAAGGAGCCGUCUUCACACGAGAUGGAAAAAACGAACUCGAGUGCAGCAUCAUGGUGUCCAACGGUUACCGUAAACGCGGUAUAGGCUGUAUGCUCCUCUCGCACGUGAAGAACCCCAUCAAGCUAGCGCGAGAGUUUCUAAUCCGCGGCGAGAGCGCUGAUGGCGGUGGUGCGGGAGAUCACUGCCAGUAUAGUGGCGAGUUUGCAGAAGAGAUGGCGGAGAAAUGGGGGUUGGAGAUUGUGGAGCCAAGCUACUUUUUCACGCAAAAGAGGUGGGAUGAGCAUCAGCGCGGGCUAGUCGAAGAGAAGAAAAAGGAAGAAGCGGGAAAAGCUUCACACGAGACGAGCCAGUGGGAAAAAGAUAACUUCAUCCCACUUGGGACAUGUGGUGCCGUCGUUGUGGAUUCUUUCGGCACUGUAUGCACGGCUACGUCUACGGGGGGUUUGACAAACAAAGUCCCCGGUCGCAUUGGAGAUACACCGACACUGGCCGCCGUUUUCCAGGCUGAGGAGUGGUAUACCAAAGUUUCACAGCGGUCGUCACAGAUGCUGUAUCAACCAUCUGCAUCCAUCGUUUCCUCUCCGCUAGAUAAACUCUCAAGAGGUGAUCUAAGAGGCGUAAUUGGCGAUUGUCUACUACUACCUACCUUACACGCCGCAUCAACAUCAACAUCCACUCCACAAGCGGCAGCUACAAGCGACGAGAAGCCAAUAACCGUCCGCCACGCCAUGGCACUGUCCGGAACGGGUAAUGGUGAUACCUUCUUGCGGACAAGUGCAGCUCGCACUACUGCAGCCCGAUCACGCUUCUCGGACUGCUCGCUAUCUGAGGCUACAACUUGGAUGGCUGGGCCAGAUGGCGAGCUGCAAAAGUCGGCUGGAGAGCGGUGGGAUAGGGUGCAUGAGGGUGUGGGGGGGAUUAUUGGGAUUGAGGUUGUGGGGACAGAGGUGCAGGUUGUACAGGAUUAUAAUGGUGGGGGUAUGUUUAGGGCUUGGAUUGACGGGGAUGGCGGGUAUAGAUGUUUGGUGUUUAGGGAGGAUAGCUGGGAGAGUGGACCGGAGGGUUGGGGUGAGUGGUAAGAUUAUGGAUGAGGAUGUGCAGAUACUUGAUGUUGUUGGCUAGGUGGGAUGCUGUACUACGGACGGCGGUUGGUGACACAACGGCAUGGCGUAUACAUGGAGGGUUUCUGGUGUUGUGUAGGCUCUCUGUCUUUAGUAGAUGAAUGUCAAAGUAGCUUGUACUGUGAGAAAAUAUACUGUAUAUAACGCA